Phalaenopsis equestris is the source of this 607-nucleotide messenger RNA. Its product is annotated as ethylene-responsive transcription factor ERF096-like. The transcript is spliced from 2 exons. Gene Ontology annotation, biological process: ethylene-activated signaling pathway; regulation of DNA-templated transcription. Gene Ontology annotation, molecular function: DNA binding; DNA-binding transcription factor activity. The record is from RefSeq and is a predicted model, not a curated record. The coding region runs from base 1 to 474 and encodes 157 amino acids. NCBI's taxonomy places the organism in Eukaryota, Viridiplantae, Streptophyta, Magnoliopsida, Asparagales, Orchidaceae.
AUGACUCUGAAGCAUCCUGACACGAAUGAGGAGCAAGAGAUCUUCAUCCGUGAGGAUUUGUUGAGUCUGUGGCUAAUGCUGCCACCCAUAAUCACUGCUUGUCGCUGUCGUUGCAUCUGCUGCCGUCUCUGGUCGCCGCCGCCGUCGCUCAUCUCCAUUGCCCAAUUUCCUAUACGCGAUUCAACUCGCGGCGGUGUUCGGCUCUGGCUUGGGACCUUCGACACCGCCGAGGAAGCCGCGAGAGCUUACGAUAGAGCCGCCGCCGCCUUGCGUGGUCAGCUUGCAAUCCUGAAUUUUCCCGGCGAAGUGCCGAUUUCCGCCACCACCGGAAUUACAACCAGCACUGCUACGGGUUCAUCGGAGACGGCUUCGAGACCGGAGGCUGGCCGAGGGGAGCAAGUUAUAGAGCUGGAGUGUUUGGAUGAUAAGCUAUUAGAGGAUCUUCUUUAUGUAGGAGAAGAGGAGGGUGCUUAAUUAGAGUAAUUAAUUGGAGUCAUUAGUGGAGAUUAUGUCUUUAAUUUUUGCUUAUUUUUUUAAUUUGGUGGUUUGAUGAAUGAAUGUAAUCUUGAUGUUGUGUUUAGUUAUUUGUUUGGAAGGUAGGAUUGUU